Molecule: messenger RNA, 4066 nt
Organism: Astrephomene gubernaculifera
Lineage: Eukaryota; Viridiplantae; Chlorophyta; Chlorophyceae; Chlamydomonadales; Astrephomenaceae
Source: the annotation of a GenBank genome assembly
ACAACACACCCAAAGGGCACUAGGGCGUGGCGCUGAGUUCCCUUUGCAUAGCCUGCCUCACCAUAGCGAUCUUCUUGUGCAAAGCCGCAGAGUCGCAAACCUUUUUGAGCUCGCUUCUUUUGCGUUAAUAAUAUUGGAAUAGUGCUUUUCGAAUCAUUAUGAACGGUUGCUGUUGAUAGGCUGUCCCGGCCCAUCAUAUCAUGUUCGGUGGGGCCGGCAGGCCUGGCGGCCCUCUUGAUGGCUGGGGAGACUACGCGGCUGAUAAGGAGUUAAGCCGGCUUUUGGAGGAGAUUCCACGGGCUACCUCAGCUCCCCCACACCUUCAGGACCGCUGGGCCGUGAACUCUGCGGAUUCGGCUGUGGACCCGAACGCGCGAGCGACGCCAAUUGGGCAGCACCUUGGUGACAUUCGCUUCGAUGAGGACUAUGCUCGCUUUUAUGAGAUGUACUCGGGGCAGCGCAAGCUGCCGCCUCCUGUGGAAGGGCGAACUCUUUACCAGGAGGUCCCGGGUCUCUUCCCUAGCCGUCUUCAGCAGCAGCUUGGAGCUGGGGGCCAGGUGCAGGUGCCGUCUCAGAUCCUGUCCCGCGGUGUGACACCCGGCCUAGACGUCAUUGAUGAGCAGGGCCCUGCACAGGACAUUGCGGCGUUGCAUGAGGGAAUGAUCCAGGCGUUCCAGCAGCUGGGUGUGCGGGGACCAUCGCCAAUGCCUGGGCACCUGAACGGUGUGUCUCCUGGAGGCUCGAAGCCAGGGACUCCGUCGCCACUGGAUGUGGCCGCGGCGGCGGCGGCAGCGGCAGCAGCAGCAGCUCCUAACCCCUUGCUCCUGAACCACCCAUUGGCUGCUCCUGGGCUUCCGCCGGGCCUUGAAGCCAUGCUGCCUGGGGGGCAUCCGGGCGUCAAUGGACUGCAUCUUCCAGGCGGGCCAGGGCCUGGCUUGCCGGGGCCGAACUUGGCCGCCGUUGCGGCAGCGGGGCCCCUCAACCUGACGAACUCGCUGGAGUAUCAGGCGGCGUACCAGGCAGCAUAUCAGGCAGCGUUGGUGCAGACGCAGCAGCAGCUUCUGCUAGGACAGCAGCAGGGAGUGAGCCAGCUUGCGGCUGCCACGGCGGCGCAGUUCAUGCCCGGCGGCGGUUUCUACCCGGGCGGUGCUUCGGCGGCGGCUGCUGCGGCAGCGGCGGCAGCAGCAGCGGCGGCGGCGGCGGCAGCAGCGGGAACCGGGGCUGGUCUUCCGGGAACUGGGCUUCAGGGCCUGCGGCUCGGCCACGACGCGGAUGGCCUGAAGGCCCUGCGGGGCCGAGAUGCGCCGAGCGGCCGUGAGCGCGAUGGUCACCGCACCAGCCAGGGCGGGCGCGAGGGGCGCCAGAGCAGCUUCGACGGCCGGGCGGGCCCGCGCGACCGCCGCGAACAUCGGGAUCACCGGGAUCACCAUCACCGGGACCACCAUAGGUCUGGAGAUCGCCACGGUCACCAUGGCAACCACUCGUCUGGCGGCCACGGUGGACCCCACGGGUCCGAUCACGAGCACGAGGGCAUGGCUGCCAUUGCGCAAAAGUACGCCAGCCUGGACGACGUAGUAGGGCAGCUCAUGUCGGUGGCGCAGGACCAGAACGGCUGCAGGUACCUCCAGCGGAAAUUCGACGAGGGCGGCGCUGCCGCUGUGGAGAAGGUGUUUCCGGAGGUGCUUGGCAACAUCGUGGAGCUCAUGGUGGACCCCUUUGGCAACUACCUCGUCCAGAAGCUGCUGGACCGCUGCUCCGAGCAGCAGCGCUUGGAGGUCCUCAAGAAGAUAGCCGAGCGGGGAGAGCUGGUGGGUGUGGCGCUCAAUACACACGGCACACGGGCCGUACAGAAGCUCAUCGAGACGCUGUCCUCCCGCGAGCAGCGCGCCAUCGCCAUCGAGGCCCUGCGUCCCGGUGUGGUCUCGCUGAUAAAGGACCUCAACGGCAAUCACGUGGUGCAGCGCUGCUUGCAGCGGUUGGGGCCCGAAGACAGCCAGUUCAUCUACGACGCAGCCAUUGCGCACUGCGUGGAGGUGGCCACGCACCGACACGGCUGCUGCGUGCUGCAGCGCUGCAUUGAUUUCGCCACGCCAGCGCAGAAGCAGGCGCUUGUCUCCGAGGUUGCCAAGAAUGCGCUGGUGCUUAGCCAGGACGCCUUUGGCAACUAUGUGGUGCAGUACGUGUUGGAGCUGGGUCAGCUGGAAACGGGCGCCCAGAUCGUUGAGGCGCUGCGCGGCUCCUUCUGCGUGCUGUCGCUUCAGAAGUUCUCAUCCAAUGUGGUGGAGCGCUGCCUCAAGCUGGGUGGCAUGGACCCGGAGCGGGAGGCCAUUGUGCGGGAGUUGAUAGCGCCGACGAGCCUCGCGCGCUUGCUGCAGGACGGCUACGGCAACUACGUCAUACAGAGCGCGCUCAGCGUCACCAGCGGCUCAACACACUCCUUGCUUGUGGAGGCCAUUCGGCCGUACCUGCCCACAUUGCGUGGGACGCCCCACGGGAAGAGGAUCGUGCAGCGCAUCAAUGGCAAGGUGUGAGCCGUCAAGCUGUGGAAUAGGACACGGUGUGACCUGACCGUGCUAGGGCUCGGAAAGGACGUGGAAGAAGAGUUUGAAAGGAUGGCAAGCGCAGGAGAGCGCAUGGGAGGCGCGGAUACUGGUGGUGCUGAUCGCCGUGGUCAUAACACUUAUAUGCUUGCGACUUGCUGUAGUGUGCCAUGGGAAGAGUCGCUGGUAAGCACGGUGAUAGCGGUGUUUGUAGUGCCAAUGCUUCGGGCUUAGGCGAGCCCAUCUCCUUUGAUAGCAUUUCGUGACUGACUGGUAAGAUGGCGCUGCCGUUGCAUGGUGCGAAGUUUUGGUGUGCAGUUGCGGCAAGCUGGCUGACGGCAGUCACGGUGCUGCAGCUGGGAUAUUCGGGUAGAGAGCAGGGGUAUCCGGGAUGCCUACUUAUGCGAGACAAGGCCCGGUUGUGGCGGCUAUGCAAGGCAGCAGCAGCAAUCGUAGCAAAAGGCACGCACGUGUCGUGCAAAUCGCGCGGUGAUGAGAAACAAAAAGCCAUAUACGGCCCAGUGCGAUACCGUCCUGUGGGCCCCCGUGCGCUUCCUGGAGCGCGUGGGCGCCUCGGAUCCAUCAUGAUAUCGUACUGGCUGUUUUGAGGUAUUGGGCACGGAUGUUGUUGGUGUUUGUGGGUCACGGCAAUGCGUGCAUGCAUGGCUGGUCCCGCGAGUGAGCGCAGCAUUGGAUGCUCCUCGCGUGUACGUUUUGUAUUAUCUGUUCUUAUGGUGUAGAGUAAGAUCUCUGGCCUGGACGCUGAGUGUUGGAGCCGUCGUCGCUUGCUGCAAAACCCGUGGCGGGUCCUGUCGGCGCGGCUCGCAAUUUGUCAAGCUGGUGGGCUGCGGCAGCGGUGUCAGCCGCAGCCCAGGAAAGCAUGUCAGCUGUGGUCACGUAUGCCGCGCAUGCCCUGUACAUUGGUGGCACAGUUUUUUGUACCAACAGUGAGGUUCCUGCCUAAUAGGUGGCGCCAUCUCUGCGCCGCCUGGAGGGGCCUCCCCUGUUCUUUAUGAGGUUUGGUCUUGCCGGGCCUGUUGAGCCGUUGGCUGUCCGCCGAGUAGGCAGGAUGGGGGAGGGGUGUGGGCCCGCCUAAGUGCGUGCGUGGUUGCCAAUGCAUGCAGCACGUGUGUGUUGGAUGGAGUUGUGUGGUAUCGUGUCGGAGCAGCAGGCCAAGGGUGCGCACUCGUCAGGGGCCCCGGCUGACCGCCGGUUGGUCGGUCCACGGCAGGCACGUUGGGUAGAUGAUGUCUAGCGUUUGUGCGCUGGUAUGGAUCCGACGCGGUAUCACCACUUUUACAGCCAGCACUGCGGGCUUUGGCGCCAUGACGUGUUACUGUUGGGCGGCACAGCCUUUAUGCCAACGCUGUGGCGUCUGCCGACCCAGCUUGUUCCUUCCAGGACACGGCUGUGGUUUAUAGCCAGGGUUACGGUCCUGGCUAUGAACACAAGCUCUGUGGCCAGGCCCGAUAAGGCGCUCUACUAUGGAAGCGGACAUGCUGCGACCGUUGUAAACGCGGCAUAUG